AUGAGCUUUGGGUUCGGUGUCGGGGACUUCCUCGCAGUUAUCAAACUCUCCCUGGAGAUUCGGAAAGCAUUCGUCGGAGCACCUGCUCAAUUCGAGAGCAUUUCCAAUGAGGUCAGAAGCCUGUCGCUCGUACUGCAAGAUGUAGAUACCGACAUAUCCGCGAAGGAGCUUAGCAGCGAGCAACAGACUGAGUUAAACGAAUUGUUAGCCGGUUGCCACGAGGUCCUUGCCGAAGUUUCAAGGAGAAUUGAGGACUACACAGAGCUGUCGAAAACAAAUGAUGGAAAACGAAACAUAGCGAAGCGGGCGUGGAAACGCCUGAAGUGGGAACCAAGCGAUGUCCAGGAACUCCGCCUUCGAAUUAGCACUAAUAUCGCACUCCUGACUGCGUACAAUGCACAACUAAUGAAACGCGGCGUUGGGAAACUGGUGAAGCAUCAAGACGAGGAAGCGCGCCAGAAAGUCCUUGAUUGGCUCUCGUCAUCAAACUAUGCCACCCAGCAAAGUGACUACAUUAGUCGACGCGAGGAAGGUACUGGGCAGUGGUUUCUAGACACAUCCGAGUUCAAAAGCUGGAUCUCCGGUUCAAAGCAGACGCUCUUCUGUCCUGGCAUUCCAGCGUCUAUCGUGGUUGAUGAGCUCUACGAUCAAUUUGGAAGUGGGGGCGAGGUUGCUAUUGCAUACCUCUACUGCAGCUUUAUGCGACACGGUGAACAAAGCUCACAGUCAUCGUUGCCUAGUAGCAUCCAAGAGAUGUAUACUAAGCAUACGGCUAAAGGAACACGGCCUUCCAUAGGCGAAAUCUCCAAAACCAUCCAAGCAGUCUCAAAUUCGAGCGACUUUGCAAAAGUCUAUAUUGUAAUUGACGCUUUGGAUGAAUGCCGGAUGGAUGAUGGAUCGCGAACAAGUCUCUUGGAUGCAAUGUUCGAACUUCAGGAUGGUGGCAGCAUAAACCUUCUCGCCACUUCCCGGUUUAUUCCCGAAAUAACUGAAAGAUUCAAAGGCAAGCCCGCCCUUGAAAUCCGUGCUAGCACGGCAGAUGUCAUGCGGUAUCUUCGGGGAAAUUUGGCAAUGCUCCCAUUUGUUUCGCGGGAAUCCGGAAUUGCAAACGGAGAUUUCGACGGAGAUAACCAGAGCGGUGGAUGGGAUCUUUACCUUAACUCCUUGGUUGGAAAAAGAUCACCUAAAGCAAUCAGAUCCGCAUUAAAAGACAUUUCAUCAAGUACAAAGCAAUACGAUUCCGCCUAUAGCGAUGCGAUGAAACGAAUUCAGGGACAGGUGUCUGACCAAGCAGAAUUGGCCAUGCAAGUUCUCGCAUGGAUCACUUGUGCUAAGAGACCGCUUACCACGGUGGAGCUGCAAACUGCACUAGCGGUCGAAAUAGACGAGUCAGUUUUUGACGAGGAUAAUGUCCCCGAUCUAAUUGACGUGGUCUCGGUCUGUGCUGGCUUGGUGACAAUCGACGAGGAAAGCAAUGUCAUUCGACUGGUGCAUUAUACAACCCAGGAAUUUUUCCAGCGCAAUCAGUCAACUUGGUUCCCGAAGGCGAACUAUUAUAUUGGCAGCAUCUGCGUGGCAUAUUUGUCAUUUGAUACUUUCAUAGCAGGACAUUGCCGAGCACCGGAAGAUUUCGAAUCACGCCUGUAUCGCUAUCCUUUUGCACCUUACGCAGCUAAUUUCUGGGGUAGUCACGUCCGGGAGUGCGAAGCGGACGGCGAACAGCCUAUAAGCGAAGCUAUCAUUGCACUACUGCCAGACAGAUCAAAAGUCGACUCCUGUAUGCAGUUCGCGUGGUAUGCUUCGGCCGAAUUCUCAUUUAAUAUGCCAUUUUACGAUUCACGACGGGGUAUGAUGGGUCUACAUCUUGCGGCUUACUUUGAGUUGCUUGAUGUGGCCCAGACGUUGAUUUCACUUGGCAAUUCGGUGGACUGCGUGGAUGUUAUUGGAAGGACACCUUUAUUAUGGGCAGCAGGAUAUGACCGCCGAGAUGCUAUAACGUUCCUACUGGCAAAUGGCGCGGAUCCGAACAUCGAAGAUGACGCUGGCACAACACCCCUUUUCUCAGCUGUGGAGAAGGGCCACGAACGAGCAGUGCAGUUACUACUCGAAGAAAAUUGUGAUUUGCAACAGAGCGCCUUCACUGGACUGUCACUACUUCAUGCUUCAGCCAUCGGUGGAUCAGAGAAGAUUGCCCGUCUUCUUUUGAUGCGAGGGCUUAGCGCGUACCAGAAAGAUAAGGGUGGUCGCACUCCAUUAUAUUUCGCCGCUGAAAAGGGCCAUUUAGAUAUGGUGCGGCUCUUUCUUGACUGGGACGUGGAUGAUGAUCCCCAACAUAUUGAAUUGAAUGCCUUCCUAUCGGAAGCAGCGAAGAUUGGGGAUGUUCCCAUAGUUCAGCUUCUCCUGGACAGAGGUGCUGACCCCAAUACUCGGGAUCGCGGGGGCCAGACACCACUCAUAUGCGCAACAGAGUCAAACGCGAAGUCGGUAAUGCAACUCUUGCUGAAGCGGGGUGUUGAAUUGGAAAUCAAAGACCACGAGGGUCGAACCGCACUCAGCCUGGCAGCAGGCAAUAGGAGUACAGAACUUCUCCUCGAGAAUGGCGCUGAUAUCAACACCGAGGACAAUCUUGGUCGUGGUGUAGUUUUCCACGCAGCCUCGGAAAACACAUAUGCCUAUCUGACUGAUCUUUUUACUUCGACCAAGAUCAGGAACGUCCAUCAACCUGAUCGAUAUGGCCGAACCCCAUUACAUGUUGCUACAGCCCUCGGUAAUUUAUUAUCAGUUUCCGCGCUCCUUAAAAGUGAUGGCGUGGAUUGCGAGGCUCAGGAUGAAUUUGGUCGUACAGCACUGUCUGAUGCUAUAAUGCGAAAGAAAUUUGAUACUGUGAAAGUCCUAGAGACAUUCUCUGAGACAAGAUCUCAAGUGACAGUUGAGUCAAUGGUCGAACCUACCUCUCAGAGGAACACGACAAUAUGCUGUGAUGUCUGUAUGGCUUACGUUUUGGAGGGUGAGGCUUUCUACCACUGUGAUACUUGUGAUGGAGCGAAUUUCGACAUCUGCGAAGUGUGUUAUUAUGUUGGGGCACGAUGCCUGGAUCGAUCCCAUAAGAUGGAGUUACGACAUGGACAAAUAGUCGAGUAA
Penicillium mononematosum is the source of this 3141-nucleotide messenger RNA. RefSeq lists its product as uncharacterized. Bases 1 to 3141 code for a protein of 1046 amino acids. The record is from RefSeq and is a predicted model, not a curated record. Gene Ontology annotation, molecular function: protein binding. The transcript is spliced from 6 exons. Lineage: Eukaryota; Fungi; Ascomycota; Eurotiomycetes; Eurotiales; Aspergillaceae.